Molecule: messenger RNA, 12453 nt
Organism: Anolis carolinensis (green anole)
Lineage: Eukaryota; Metazoa; Chordata; Lepidosauria; Squamata; Anolidae
Gene: sugct
Product: succinyl-CoA:glutarate-CoA transferase
Exons: 14
Coding region: 882-2021 (379 amino acids)
Molecular function (GO): catalytic activity
Source: RefSeq, a predicted model, not a curated record
AAAAAGAGAAGGGUGUUAAUGAUGGAAGGGAGUUUCUGAAAAAUACUGAAGAUACAGGCCCCUUCCACACUGCCUCUAUAUCCCAGAUUCUGAUCUCAGAUUAUCUGGCAUUGUAGACUCAUAUAAUACAGUUUAAAGCAGAUAAUUUGGGAUCAGAUCCUGGGAUAUAUGGCAGUGUAGAAGGGGCCUCAAUUGCAAACCGUGCCAGGAAAAACAAAUCUAAUCCAAAGAAACCAGAAUGGUUGAUUGUCCAAGGAACUUUCAGCUGAGCUAAGAUUUAAAGGAGACAUCUACAAGAAAUGGAAACGGGGGAAAAUCACCAAAGAGGAAUUCAAACAGAUAACCAACGCAUGUAGAGAAAAGGUCUGAAAGGCUAAAGCACAAAAUGAGCUCAAGCUUAUCAGAGAGAUUAAAACCCACUCACCUCAAGUAUUACAAUGUAUAUACAUUCUAUUUCAUGUCUUACUAUAUCUAGCUUCCCCUGUUUAACACUUGUCAUAUUCCAUGUUCCUAUCACUUGUAUGUUAUGCAGCUUUGGGCAUUCUUUUCACCUCUGAGUGCAUCAACAGUUGAGCAUCUCGCUUUCACAGUCUUUGAUUCUUGUGUGUUUAAUAAAAUAUUUGUUCAGUAUAAUAGAUUUGUGUGGCUGUGACUUCAGUGUGUUUUUAAAAAGAUACUCUAAACGUCAUGGUCUUUUACAGGUGUACCUACUUGGAACAUGUAUGAGUUUAUGAAAGUGCUCUGAGAGCAGACCCUAGUAACAUAAUUGCAGCAUGGACUUCAGAAUAUAUAACUAACACAAAGGUGGCAGUAUUGGGAAACCACUGACAGGUGUGCGAAUCCUUGAUCUAACAAGAGUACUUGCUGGACCAUUUGCUACCAUGAAUCUAGGAGACCUUGGAGCUGAAGUGAUUAAAGUGGAAAAACCAGGAACUGGGGAUGAUACAAGAUCAUGGGGACCGCCUUUUGUUGGAAAUGAAAGUGUUUAUUUUCUCAGUGUAAACAGAAAUAAAAAGAGCAUUGCCAUUGAUUUGAAGAAUCCAAAGGGAGCAAAGAUCAUUAAAGAGCUUGCAGCUGUCUCUGAUGUCUUUGUGGAAAACUACAUCCCUGGGAAACUUGCUGCGAUGGGCCUGGGUUAUGAGAACAUUAAUAAUGUCGCUCCACAGAUUGUUUACUGUUCAAUAACAGGCUAUGGACAAACUGGUCCGAAGUGUCAACGAGCAGGAUAUGACUCUGUUGCAGCUGCUGUCUCUGGCCUUUUGCACAUCACAGGAACUGAGGGAGGCGAGCCAGUUAGGCCAGGAGUAGCCAUGACUGAUCUUGCCACAGGACUUUAUGCAUAUGGAGCGAUUAUGGCUGCACUUCUUCAACGACAUACAACAGGGAAGGGAAUGCAUAUAGACUGCAAUUUGCUGUCAUCUCAAGUUGCCUGCCUUACCUAUAUAGCAAGCAAUUUCUUAAACUGCAAAACAGAAACCAAACGAUGGGGCACUGGGCAUGCAAGCAUUGUUCCUUACCAGGGUUUCAAAACAAAAGAUGGCUACAUUGUGGUGGGAGCUGGAAAUGAUAACCAAUUUGCCACUGUUUGCAAGAUUCUGAAUUUGACGGAAAUCAGCCAUGAUCCCAAAUACAAAAAUAAUCAGCAGCGAGUGCUAAAUAGGAAAGAACUUAUUGGCAUCUUAUCAGCCAGAUUCUUGGAGGAAGAGACCACCAAGUGGCUAGAACUCUUUGAAGGCAGUGGUGUUCCAUAUGGCCCAAUCAACAGCAUGAAGCAGGUGUUUGCGGAUUCCCAGGUUCUUCACAAUGAACUUGUUAUGGAGAUGAAUCAUCCAACCGUAGGGAAGAUUGCUGUUCCAGGACCAGCCGUAAGGUACAGCCAGUUUCAAGUGUCUGAGCCAAAGCCUCCUCCUCUUAUUGGUCAACACACAUUGGAGAUACUGAAGGACACACUGGGGUACAAAGAUGAUGACCUACAGGAGCUGCUUAACUCAGGAGUGGUCGCUCAGCAUGAACACAUAUAAAUGCAUUUGGCUUCCUUCUGCAAUGAGAAGGAACCUUUUUGCAGCCUACUAAUAUAUGAUCUCUUCACCUUUCACAUCCUAAUAAUGGAAUUAUGAUGGUAUUUUUCAUAAUACUUUUUGGUACGAUUUAUAAUACACCAAACAUCAACAUACCAACCUGCAGGGGUUUCAGUAAUAUGCUUUCAUUACUUGAAAAUAUAACUACAUGUCUUUAUAAACUGGCUAACAGUAAUAAUGCUAGGGAAUAUGGUUUUUACCAUGGUUGUAAUAAUACAAAAUGUUACCUGUCCAAAAAAUGUAGGAAAAUUGUCAUGGAAUGGUAGCAUUUGCUACAUUUGAUAGCACAUAUCUUUUCAAAACAUUUUAGCUAAAAAUCAUAGAGUUGAAAACAUAAGGAGCCUUAUGAUUCUUUUUAAACCAGGAGCUCAAACACACUUUGGUGACAUUUUUUACGAUCUCCAUGGCAAGAGAUCCUGAUAAGAUUAAUUUAGCUAAGAUCAGAUUUGUUUGUGGAGGUGUUUGCUUUUCACGACAAUAGAAGACAGUGCUUUGCUUUGCUGUAGCAGUAAAGCUCAUCUGUUGCUUUUCUCUUUCUACACAAAGAGCACACUUUAGCCCAGUGAAGUGCUGAAGUGUGAAUGAAUGUUACUCAUUUCCAAAAGGCUCUUCAGUUCUACUGAUUUAUUUUAUUAAUGUGCACAUUUUCAAUUACAGACAGUGUUAGGUUUUCAAGUGGUAUCACCUUUCAAGAAGCACAGUUCUUCUCCUCCAAUCUCCCUGAUUUGGGUUAUAAAAUAGUUUUGGAUCUCUUAAUUAAAAAAUGAUACUUAUGAGCUGACUUCAUUUAUGGGUGAAAUCCUGAUGAGUUACCACAGUGGAAAAAAAAUGCUAUGGAAUAUUUUCUCAGCCACCCUUCUUGGCAAAGGAAUAUCACAAAAAGGAGUGGAAGAUGAGAAGAUUCCAGAGCUCUGUGAGAACAAAGGUUUACUUAUUCAUUAAUACAUUCUUUCGUAGAGACAAUAAGAAUCCUCUUCUCCCUCUUGAUUAGGAAUCUGUUGUUUUCAUUGAUGUAAUUUGGGGUCAAUUUGGAUCUAGUUCAAAUUAAAUAAUUUAAGUAGGACCAUCCAGAACAGAGGUCCUCAAAUGCUUUAAUCAGAGGGCCGGUGUGGGAGUGGAGUAUAAUUUGAAAAAAAAAUGAACAAAUUCCUAUGCAUACUAUGCACACUGCAUAUAUCUUAUUUGUAGUGUAAAAAAUUAUGAAAAACAUAUUUAAGCUGAAGAACAAUUUUAACCAACAUAAACUUACCAGUAUUUCCAUUGAAAGGGUGGGCCUGCUUUUGGCUGAUGGGAUAGUCAAGUUAAUUAAAAUUGUUGUUGUUGUUGUUGUGUGCCUUCAAGUUGUUUCAGACUUCGGGCAACCCUAAGGACUUCAUCACAUUGCACCCCAAAGAGCAGGUAAUAGCAGGGGGAUUUAUCAGGCAGCAUGGCAAAUCCAGCAGACAGCAGGGAAAAUAGUUGCCUCGCGCCCCACAUCACCCACAUCACCCCUUUACUCAUCCCACCGGGGGAAGAGUAGCUGCCCGGCUCUCCCCCCUGCACUCAUCCCAUUCUUUUUAAUGAGAACACAGGAAGCCUCCUAGGGCUCUGUCAGGACACUGAAAGCACAGAGCUCCACCAGAAGUAACCCUACGUUGUCUGACGGGAUCUGUCAAGCUCUGUCCUCCCAGUGUCCUGGAAGUGUUCUAGGAUGCUGAAAUUUUCUAAUGUGCUGAAGUACUAAGUUUAGGGAGGGCAGAUAAAUGUCCUUCAAGGGCUUGGUUUGGGAAUCCAUGAUCCAGAGCUUAAGUCUUUUUACAAUGCAAUUAUAUAACUAAGUGCAAAAGGAGAGCAACCAACAGAUGCUUUCAAGAAGGUUCAAUAGCAUCUUCCCUUGCUGCCAGCAUGCCUGGGAAAUCAAAUUCCAAGUGCUUCACCAACUAUAUUGGUUUAAAUGAUGAUUGUGUUUCGUGUAUGUUGAUGUCAGGCUUGUCCCUAUGUGAGCCUCCCUGAGUCCCCUUGAGGAGAUGGGAGUGGGAUAUAAAAAUAAAGUUAUUAUUAUUAUUGACACAAAGACAUAGUAUGACACAGCAAGCAAGAUACAUAUGCUGGAUUUCAUAUCACACAAUCACAAGUUGAACACUUUCCAAGUGUCUAGGACUGUGUGAUGUAUUUUCGGAUGAUGCGUGCAGAUCCCAGUAGGGUGGCCUUUUGCAGUUGGCAGAUCGUGAUUUUGUCAAUGUCUAUUGUUUCCAAAUGCCGGCUGAGAUCUUUUGGCAUGGCACCCAAAGUGCCGAUCACCACCAGGACCACCUGCACUGGUUUCUGCCAAAGUCUUUGAAGUUCAAUCUUGAGGUCCUGAUAGUGGCUGAGUUUUUCCUGUUGUUUUUCAUCAAUGCGAUUGUCACCUGGGAUGGCGACAUCAAUGAUCCAAACCUUUUUCUUUUCCACAACUGUGAUGUCUGGUGUGUUGUGUUUCAGAACUUUUGUCAGUCUGGAUUCGGAAGUCCCACAGUAUCUUUGCGUGCUCAUUUUCCAAUACGUUUGCAGGUUUGUGAUCCCACCAGUUCUUUACUGUUGGGAGGUGGUACUUGAGGCAUAAGUUCCAAUGGAUCAUUUGGGCCACAUAGUUGUGCCUAUGUUUGUAGUCUGUCUGUGUGAUUUUCUUACAGCAGCUGAGGAUAUGAUCAAUGGUUUCGUCGGUUUCCUUGCACAGUCUACAUUUUGGGUCAUCAGCUGAUUUUUCGAUCUUGGCCUUAAUUGCAUUUGUUCUGAUGGCUUGCUCCUGGGCUGUAAGGCAGGCCUUUUGUCUCCUUCUUCAGGGUCCCAUUUGUGAGCCAGAGCCAGGUCUUCUCCUUAUCAGCUUUUCCUUCAAUUUUGUCAAGGAACUUUCCAUGCAAAGUUUUGUUGUGCCAGCUGUCAGCUCUAGUUUGUAGUGUGGUUUUCUUGUACCAAUUUUUUGUCUGCUGUGCUUUGAGGAGUUUCUGAUUUUUGACUUCAAUCAAAGCAGGUUCUUCACUUUGCUUUACAUAUUCUGCCAGGGCAUGUUCUUCUUCUUUGACUGCUUGUUUUACUUGUAAGAGUCCUCUGCCACCUGAUCUUCUAGGCAGAUAUAGCUGGUCAACAUCACUGCGAGGGUGCAGUGAAUGAUGAAUGGUCAUGAGUUUUCUUGUUUUUCUGUCCAAAUUGUCCAGUUCUGCCUGUGUCCAAUUUAUAAUGCCAGCAGUAUAUCUUAUGACAGGUAUGGCCCAGGUGUUUAUGGCCUUGAUGGUGUUGCCUCCAUUGAGCUUGCUUUUGAGAAUUUUUCUGACCCUUUGUGUGUAUUCUUUGCUGACCACAGUUUUCACAUGUUGUUGUUGUUGUUGUUGUUGUUGUUGUUGUUGUUGUUGUUGUUAUUAUUAUUAUUAUUCACAGCAUCAGUAUCCAAGCUGGUUCUGAAUGAAUAUGUAAAGAAGCUUGUUUCUCCUUCUUAGACAGAGAAGCAUAUUAUUUGAGUAUUCCCAUCUGGCAAAAUGUAUAUCUGGAACCAGAUAAUAAUGGCAUUCUGUGACAUCCUUCUUACCAAAUCUCAAUCCAUCAUAUUCUCCUUCAUCACAUGUUUAAGAGUGCUUUUUUUUGGAUUCACAAUGAUGAAUUUUAUGAUCAGACAUUCAUAUCAAGAGCUGUGAGUAAAGUUAGCAAAAUCUAGUCCAUAAUUAACAGCAUGCGACACAUGAAAGGAAAACCACUUUUUGUAUACAAAGCAAUAUGGAAUUUCUUUGAGGGCAUGAUUGUUCAAUCUUGCAGGCAUAUAAUUUAGAUCAAAGGUAAAUCCUGAGCAAGAAGAUCCCAAACUUUUUGGAUGUAUUGAAGUGAGGUAUUGCCCUCUUCUCCUCAGAAACUAAACAAAACUAACCCAAACUGACACUUAACAAAUAAUGACCAUAUUUCAUUCAAAGGAUCGGAAACAGGCCUGCCGUUAUAAAUGGUCUGUCACUUCAUUUCCAGUUUAACGAACAACAUCCUCCAUGUUAGAUUUGAACUUCACAAACAUAUAUUGCUUUCCGGAGCUGGGGGUUAUUCCACAAAGAAGCUUGAAAAGAUUUCUGCCAGCGUUUGAAGUCUUGUGACAGGGGCUCCUUUUGUUGGGCUAUUUUGUAUAUUUUUACAUGCUCUCAUUUUCAGUAAUCUCUUCCUCCCUCCCUUCCCAACUGGAUGUGUGUGUGCUGAAUUACAAACUCAGUGCCAGAGUCAAUACUUUGCCCAUGUGCUAAAUGCAUCAUGCAAUUCUGGAUGGAGACAGCAUCAAAUGUUUGACGUGAGUGCCAAAGGGGGGUGAGCAUAGAAGAGCAUUGAAAAGAAAGAAGAUUCAGGGAUGGAGAUGGGCAUGGCAGUUGUAUAAUUCAGUUUUCAUCCAAAAAGGGAAGCUAAAAGGAAUGAUUGAAACAAUGCCUCGAAGUAAGAUAAAAUGAUCUGGUCAUGCACUGGGAACUAUUUACUCUUGAAAGGUGUUGCUUCCAAAGUGAUAUUAACAAUAUACACACAGUUUUUCUUGAGCAACGGCCAUGUCUUUCUCGUUUCCAAGAGCAGAAUACAUAAGUAAGAUCGAGUGUAACUAUGCACAACUUCAUUCAAAGCAUUCCCAAGUAAAUUAAUGAGUUUUCCAAGCUAUGGAAGUAAGUAUCUGGAUAUAAAAAACGUUCCCCAUUUCAAGAUGCCCUAGUACAUAUUCAUUUAAAAUAGUUUAACACUGGGAAUAAUUAAACUGCAAUGGCAUCUGUAGGGGGCUGCAGGAGGUGCAAACUACAGUGGCAACACCAAAAUAACUGUCUAAAAAAUUAUCCAAUGUUUCAUUAGGAAUUUAUUUUUAUUUAAAAUAUUUAUAUUCAUAUAGAACCCACAAAAAACCCACAAUUUUUUUGCAAGGCCAUCUUGUGUGUAUUAAAUCAAUAUCAGACAUGCAGACAAAAUCAUGCAUUUGUUGCUGGUAGCUUAUUAUAGUUACUGAUUUUGUAGAAUUUUCUGGUCAGUGGGGGUGAGACUUGAAUUACCGCACUGUAUAGCAUCAACCCUUUAAUAUCACUGUCACACCACAUACUAUAAUCAUGAAUAAACAUAAACAAUGAUUCCUAUAUUAUUCAUAUUUAAUAACAACAUAUUUUAAUUUUUACUCCCCUCCUUACAGCUUGAGGUGGGAUACAGCACAGUUAAAAUACAUAGGUAAAACAUGACAAUUAAAAUACAUAUAGAGAUGUAAACACAAAAAAAUUGACUGGGUAGGCCUGCUGGAAGAAAUAGGUCUUUAUUUCUGUUUGAAAUUCCAGCAACAUGUUUAGCUGUUAAAGUCCUUCUAGCAGGUCAUUCCCCCAGUCUAAAGAUGGUCUUCUGAGUUGUCAGUUGUGUUCUAGUUCGUUGAAAUUUACAUGCUGCAGAGGGUCUAAAUGUAUGGGGGAGAUUUUUUUUUGAAAUAAGGUAAUCUUGAAGAUAACCUAGGCCCAAACCAUGUAGGGCUUUAAAAGUAAUAACCAACAAUUACAGUACAGUUAGUGCUUUAUAAGCUAAAGCCAGGACUUUGAAUUGUACUUGAACUUGGUAGCAAAUCGGCAAUCAGUGAAGCUGGCAUAACAAAGGAGUGGUGUGCUCCCUGUACGCCACUCCAGUUAGCAACCUGGCUGCUGCCCAUGGGACUAGUUGGAGCUUCUGAACAUCUUCAAAGGCAGCCCUACGUAGAGUGCAUUGCAGUAAUCUAUUCGGGAUGUAACAAGAGCAUGGACCACCGUGGCCAAGUCAGGCUUCCCAAGGUACGGGCGCAGCUGGUGCACAAGUUUUAACUGUGCAAAGGCUCCCCUAGCCACCGCUGAGACUUGGGGCCCCAGGCUCAAUGAUGAAUCUAGGAUCACCCCCAAGCUGUGAACCUGUGCCUUCAGGGGAAGUGAGAGCCCAUCCAGCACAGGCUGCAACCCUAUACCCUGUUCGGUCUUGUGACUGACUAGGAGGACCUCUGUCUUGUCUGGAUUCAGUUUCAAUUUGUUUUCCCUCAUCCAGUCCAACACAGUUGCCAAGCACCGGUUCAGGACUUGGACAGCCUCCUUAGUGACAGGUGAGAAGGACUGACAGCGUUGGACAUCAUCUGCGUACAGAUGACACCAUACUCCGAAACUCCGGAUGAUUUCUCCCAGAGGCUUCAUGUAAAUGUUAAAUAAUAUGGGGGACAGUACUGACCCCUGCGGGACCCCAUAAGACAAUGAUUUCGGGGCCAAGCAGGUGUCCCCCAAUUCCUGGGACUGACCCUCCAGGAAUGAGUGGAGCCACUGCAAAACAGUACCUCCAAGCCCUAUCCCCGCAACGCGUCUCAAAAGGAUACUGUGGUCAAUGGUAUCAAAGGCCACUGAGAGAUCCAGCAAAACCAGCAGGGACACACUCCCCCUGUCCAGUUCCCGGCAUAGAUCAUGUACUAAGGCCUUCCCAGAUUAAUAGGAAAUUUCCAACACCAAGUCCCAUAAGCACUUUAUUAGAACUAAGAUCGUAUAUCGCACUCUGCACUUGCCCUAUAAGCCUUAUAUAUCACCUGUCACAUCAGCACUUUUAAUCUUGUACCCAUUACUCUGGCCCGGCCCAGUUUUAUUGUGUUUUAGCUUAUUGUUUAUUGCUUGUUGUUUAUACUGUUUUAAUUGUUUUUAAUUUGCCUUUUGUUUUGUAUUGUUAUAUUGUGUGUUGAGGCCUUGGCCUUUGUAAGCCGCAUCGAGUCCUUCGGGAGAUGCUAGCGGGGUACAAAUAAAGUUUAAUAAUAAUAAUGAAAAUAAUAAUAAGGCGACCAAGGCUGUCUCAGUACCAUAUCCCGGCGUAAAGCCAGACUGUGCCGGAUCUAGAAAAUCAGUGUCUUCCAAGAAUCUUUGGAGUUGCGAGGCAACCACAUGUUCCAUGACCUUGCCCAAAUACGUGAUAUUGGAAAUUGGUCAGAAGUUGACGACUUGAGUGGUGUUCAGUGAUGGCUUCUUCAACAGUGGUUUGAUCACAGCCAUUUUGAGGCUUGCUGGAAAUUUGCUUUCCCAAAGGGAGGCAUUCACCACCACCUUCACUCACUCUGCCAAACCCCCUCUGGCUUUUGUGCUAGUCAAGCUGGGAGGUUUAUGUAAUUGAAACUUAUUUUAUUCUUUGGAAUUUUAAAUACAUUCAUUUUUUAAAAUGAAAUAUAAAUAUAAAAGUUGAAUGAAAACAUAUUAAUAAAAAUAAAAGGAUUUGUUCUGUAAAAUUUGGAUUCAGUCAAACGGCUGCACUUAAGGACCUAUAAGGCCACAUGUGGUCUUAAGGCCACUGGUCCCCAACCCCCUGCCCUAGACUAUCAACCAAAUGUGGCUACCUCAUUUAUAGAGAUGCCAUGAGUCUACAGAGAUACCUUGACAGUCAUCCUGUUAACAAAACUUUUCACAGAUAAACAUGUGAAACUGGAACUGAACCAAACUUUAAGCAUAUGAAUGAGUCUCUUAUGCCUAUUAUUAUAACCCAUAAAAUGGAUAUAUUUUUCCAAGGUAGAGCAAGCAAGCACUACUCACAAAAGGACCAUUUGCAUGGGGAUGGUGGCAAAAUGUGUAGAUCAGCUAGGCUAGAAUUAGAAAAGAGAACUUGCCUAAAUCCCAUGAUAAGCAACACAGUAUGAAUUAUGAACAUUCCCAAUUCACGAGUGAUCCGCUGAAUCUGCAAAUAACUUAAAAUAAUGAAUACAUUGGAGAAGUCCACGAUCUGGUCUCAAUCAGUUCUCAAGCACCAAAAAAGGUGACACUUGCCAGAUAAGGAUUAUGUUACUAAUUAUUCACCUAGCUGUGUUUUACACUUGCGGGGCUUUUUUUUACAGAUAAUGUUUCAAAAUGAUUUGCAAGGAAUUCAUUACAAAUAUCUCAUGGGUCACUGAGUUCCCCGAAAGCUGGGUCAGAUGUUCAAAGGAGAACUGUAGAAACACUGAGGUGAAAUAUUUAAUAUUUAUAAAGCACUUCACAACUGCAUGAAGAAAACGAAUGUGAUAUAACUUCCCAAAUUGGCUGUUUGGAGCUUGACCUCUGCUGAUGAAGUGCAAUCGGGAUGCAACAGCUUCCCUACUUUGGCCAGCAGUGAAAAGACAAUGUCCCAAAUCCCAUAUUUGGUUUCACAGAUUAAAAUCAAGCAACUUCAGACUUGGCAAGAGUUAUUAAUGAGGAAGAAUGCAGAAGAGAGGAGACUGCAGUUUGCUUUUGCCUGAAUGUUUACAAAGGGUAGGCUGAGUUCAUCCAAUGCAAACAACAUUUGCAUUUUGAACUCAGUUUGCAACAAAUGAAGUAAACUGAGUAGGAAGAGGGAAAGUGGGAAAUGAAAAGAGAGAAACUUGAACAUUUUAAGAUCAUCUGGAAAAAGUGAUAUAACAGAAGAUUAAUUGUUCCUGCCAAAUGAGGACAGUUGGACAGUAUGAAACCCAUAUGCAGUAAUCAGAGCCAUGUGACUGAAAGAACCAUGGCAGCAGGUCUCGAGUGUUUCUGACAGGAGUCUUACUUAGAGACAAACCCAGUAUCUUCUGUUGCAAUGGAUGUGUUCUCCUGCUGGGCUACUGCCCACCUGAACGAAGGCUCUGUGUCAUACCACCCAUAUAUCUUAUAUUAAUAGUCUAAAACAUCGCUCAAAUAAAUCUGUAGAGAUCAAUUUCUGGGGAGCUUAAUUUUUUAACAUUGUACUUCUUCCCAAACACAUAGGCCUAGUUUGGUUCCAGACAGGGAAGAAGUCAGCGUCGAUCCUGGUUUAAAAAACCCGGGGCAGGGCGGCCUUCUGUUCCCACAUCAGCCCGAAAGCCUACACUUCCGGUGCGGUGUGUAUAGAUGCGCUCCUGGAACUUUCUGGGAGAAUAUCCAGGCACUCUAAUUCCCUCCCCAAAACCUCUUGAACCCCCUUUAAAACAGAAAAUAACUUACCCAACUGCCAUUAACCUGGUGCCAGAGUCCUCCCGGCACAUAGAAAUGACGCGCCAGGAGAAGUGAAGGGGGUGAGGAGGAAAAUCACUCCUUGCCCCCCCUCCCUUCCUGGCACAUCAUUUCUACAUGCUCUGGCAUCAGGGUAAUGGAAGCCAAGUAAGUUAUUUUAUUUUUAAAGGGGUUUUGGGGAGUAGGUUACAGCUCUCUGGGGUUUCUGGUCUGAUUCAUCCUGGAAAACCCAGAGGGCUGUGCAGACUGCCCCCUCAGUAGUCCCAGGACUAUUGAGAGGGCAGUCCACACAGGGCCCAUACUGGAGUAGACGCGGGUCUUUCAGGAAGACUUGAGUUUAAUUCAGUACCUAAUUAAUUUGGGACAAAGUAGGAUUUUUCUGCUUUGUCCUGAAUUAAUUUGCUUUUACCAGAAGCAUCGUUUGAAUGCCUCUCGUAAAAGCACAUAAGCUCACACAUUUUCGGUCCUGUCUGAAUUGGCCCCUACUUGUGAACUUUGCUAUCUUAUUAUUACACACAAAGACAUCCUAGGGAAUCCAUCUCUGAUUUUGGGCAUCAUAAGAACUUUGUGUUGCAUGAUUUACUUGGUUGCUCUUUGAGUUUUACUAACAUAAGAACCUUAUCACAUUAGCCUAUGGAUUCAGCACGCAUUGUGGUGAAUCCAUGGGGGCCCAGCGGGGGGGUGGGGGGGGGGGUGGAAGCCAUCCCCCCACAUCUCACAUCACCCGGCUUACCCUUGGCCCCAUCCCACGAGGGGAAGUGUCUGCCACCCGGCUUCUCCCCAUUGUUGCAAAUGCAACACAGGAAGCUUAAAACUGAUUGCCAUGGCAAAUGAUAGACUGCCAAAACUGUGCCUGUUAGAGCAGAUAGAAAAUCAACAUCAGUCCUCUUGGCUAGUUCAUCUGACAAAAUACAUUAGGAGUUGUGGACUUCCGAUUGGGUAUCCAAAUCUCGUAGAGGAACUAGACCCAAAAAUAGUUGCUCAACGAGUACUGGAUAUAGAAGGCCAAAAAGUCAUUGCUACCCUGAGUAAAGCUGGCUCAUUGAAAUGGUUAAGCCGUUUUAAACAUACUUUCCAAACAGCCAGGUAUCUAAAGACAGAAUCGCCUCAGGAGGGUAUUUACCAGAGCUCGUUUUGAGCAGCUGGAUACGAUGGUCAAACAUGGAAGGUUUAAUCAAGUUCCAUACAACGAACAAUUUUGUAUUUGUGGAGCAUCAGAGGUGGAGGAUAUCGCACAUGUACUGUUCGGCUGUGAAUUGUAUAAGAAAGAGAGAGACCAAUGCUGAGAAAUGCAUAUUUGGAAUCAAUUGGGGUAAACUGUGGAGGUGAUGCAGAUAUUUGACCUGAAUGGGAUCUUGUUAACAGCUUGUUUAUUUUAACUUCUUUUGUAUCGCGGGUUGUAUGUUGUAUGUAUGUAUGUGUUAAAUGUUUUGAUACGGCCGAUGGGCUAAUCAAUAAACCUUGAUUUGAUUUGA